Messenger RNA from Staurois parvus, 398 nucleotides. NCBI's taxonomy places the organism in Eukaryota, Metazoa, Chordata, Amphibia, Anura, Ranidae. The record is from the annotation of a GenBank genome assembly.
UGCUGGGUCCACAGUGUGUCAUGGGUCCCUGUACCGCCUCCCAUUGCUCCCACUCUGCCAUGUGCCACUUUCAGGUCUCCUCACACUCCUGCUGGUUUCCAUUUUGUCAUAGGUUGCUGGCAGAUUACAGGCCUCCCAUAGGUGCUGCCAGGCCCCAAAUCUGCCAUGGGCCCCCGUACCGCCUGGUCACGCUGCUGCUGGGUCCACAGUGUGUCAUGGGUCGCUGUACCGCCUCCCAUUGCUCCCACUCUGCCAUGUGCCACUUUCAGGUCUCCUCACACUCCUGCUGGUUUCCAUUUUGUCAUAGGGUGCUGUAUGGCCUCCCAUUGCUGCUGCCUCCACCGCCACACUGUGGCUCCAAACACUGGUUUUGGCCCCGUGACUGGCCAAAUGAGUGA